CCGAGCUGGAGAGGAUGAUCAGGGAAUUCUUGGAGAAAAAGACCUCCCCCUCUGCCAGAGACUACAGCCACUUCUUCGAAACCAUCUCAGACCUGCAGGGAAAGAUCCAGGAUGCUAACAGAGUCAAUGGUGGCAUCUACCUCUCCAUUGACAAUGCCAAGCUGGCUGCUGAUGACUUCAGGGUCAAGUAUGAGAAUGAGCUGGCUAUGCGUUUGUCAGUGGAGUCUGACAUUGCUGGGCUGAGGAGGCUCCUGGACGAGCUGACUAUGAGCCGCAGCGACCUGGAGAUGCAGAUCGAGGGUCUGAAGGAAGA
This is a messenger RNA of Plectropomus leopardus (leopard coralgrouper), 313 nucleotides long. The record is from RefSeq and is a predicted model, not a curated record. Lineage: Eukaryota; Metazoa; Chordata; Actinopteri; Perciformes; Serranidae.